GCUGCAGCGGAGACCACCAUGAUCAAGGAGAAUCGUUGGAAUAUACCCCCCAAUGCCCCCGCAUGCAUGGAGAAGCAUCUGUGCGCGGCGCAGUACCGAGCAGAUGGCACCUUGUUGCUGGGUUCCUCCAGCCUGACCGGCAGGAGCUGGCAGGGCUCCGUGUGGAUCUACACCAACCCCGAGCAGGCCCCCAACGAGGGCUUCUGCAAAGCCGGCGUGCAGACGGAGGCGGGGGUCACGGAUGUCAAGUGGGUGUCCGAAAAGGGAGUGGUGGUGGCGUCGGAUUCGGGUGCCUUGGAGCUGUGGGAGCUGUCGGAGGACGAGCGCCUCCUGGUGAGCCGCUUCACCAAGCACGAGCACGAUCACAUCGUCAGCACGGUGAGCCCCCUGGCGGCAGCAAACAGCGUCGUCACCGGGAGCACGGACUGCAGAAUUAAAGUGUGGGACCUCAGCCAAGAGACGGUUGUCACUACGUACAGCGCGCACACACAAGCGGUGACGUGUGUGGCCGGCAGUCCAACAGAAGAGUCUCUCUUCAUCUCCUGCGGUCAGGAUGGCCGAGUGCUGAUGUGGGACGUACGCAAGCCCAAUAAACCAGCUACCCGAAUAGAAGCACCCGGCUGCGUGCCCACCACGGCGUCCUGGCACCCCCACCACAGAAGCACCAUUGCUUUCGGUGACGAACUGGGCAAAGUGACGGUCGAGGAUUUCCUGUCGACAGAGCCGCCUCGUGUGGAGAGCGUCCACCGGCGGCGAGUUACCGCGCUGGCCUUUUCUACGCACAGCGCCCCCUUGCUGGCCUCCAUCAGCGAGGAUUGUUCCCUCGCCGUUUUGAACUCGGACCUGCAGGAAAUAUUUAGAGAUCGGCGCCACCAGGACUUUGUCAAGGGCGUGUGCUGGCUCCAGGGUGGCGCCAAUAAACUCACCACUGUGGGCUGGGAUCACCUCGUGCUGCACCACACGGUGGAUCCACCAGGGGGCGCUCCCACCUCGUGUUAACGCAACAGGCUUGCUGCACAGGUGCAUCCCGAUGCAUGAGCACAUCGUGCAAAAGUUAGGCUCUCUAGACCAUUUGCUGAUUGGUUUUUGACAAUUUUUCACUUUUUUUUGUUUUUUACUAUCAUAAGUUCUUACAAAAUAUGGCCCUGAAAUAUUUCAGUGUGUGUAGCGAAUCUAAGAGUUGAACAACUGAAAUAAUCCAACUUUUCAAAGCUAUUGUCAUUUAUUGGGAAGCACCUGUGAUGAACAUUCCUACGUAGCAGCCGUCCACUCGCAUGCUCGCUCCAUCUACGUUUGGUUUGGAGUGUAAAUGUCAAAUCAGCACUUGUCUUGCAGCGUGCCAGAUGCAGCAACGUAAAACAUGUUCCCCCCCACCCUUUCUGAGUGACUGCUCCUCUGUAUUUAUUCUUUUGUAUCACCCGGCCAAUAAGACACCCGAGUGCAUCACGUCAUGGUUUUCCAACAUCAAAACACCUUUUAUUUUUUAUAGCUGUAAUAAAGGAACUUUCUGUAGCAAUGCCACGUCCUUUGAGUGCGUUUUUACCCAUUUACACAAACUACUACGUUAAAAAGGCUAUUUGGGCCUUCUGAAUAUUUUUAGUCGCGGAAAUAAGUUUCCUGCAUAGGGUGGCUGGAGGGUGAGGAGCUCGGUCAUCCGGGAGGGGCUCAGAGUAGAGCUGCUAAUCCAGUCGGGGUGGCUCGGGCAUCUAGUCCGGAUGCCUCCCGGACGCCUCCUGGUGUG
Dunckerocampus dactyliophorus (ringed pipefish) is the source of this 1741-nucleotide messenger RNA. It is a transcript of the gene wdr77, whose product is annotated as WD repeat domain 77. Gene Ontology annotation, biological process: oocyte axis specification. The record is from RefSeq and is a predicted model, not a curated record. Gene Ontology annotation, cellular component: methylosome. Gene Ontology annotation, molecular function: protein binding. The transcript has 10 exons. Lineage: Eukaryota; Metazoa; Chordata; Actinopteri; Syngnathiformes; Syngnathidae. Bases 19 to 999 code for a protein of 326 amino acids.